Messenger RNA from Chiloscyllium plagiosum (whitespotted bambooshark), 3567 nucleotides. It is a transcript of the gene rmp24, whose product is annotated as ribonuclease MRP subunit p24. NCBI's taxonomy places the organism in Eukaryota, Metazoa, Chordata, Chondrichthyes, Orectolobiformes, Hemiscylliidae. The record is from RefSeq and is a predicted model, not a curated record.
CCUGGUGUUAUUCCCGUCGCCGCCGAUAGGGCCUCUCUGAGUGACGUCAGUCUCGCGUGCCCAUUCACAGUGUGGUGUUUCCGCUGGCUGUAUGACCCUGCUCUCCCUGAGGCGGUAACUACUACCUGCCGUGUCAAAAGCGCCUGAGGUAGGCCGCAUCACGUCGUUAACUGUGGAAUUGGGAAAGUGACAGGCGAAGAUCAUCUUUGCACAGAGAGAGAUUGCCAUGGAAGUCUGGCACUGACAAAAUUUGUAGCCUAAAGUUAAUUUGAGAUAGAGGAUUCUAAGACUGAAUGAAAAUGAGCCGAUGUCACUUUACUCAUGAAAUUUGUUGAACUUCACAAGUGAAACUCGUUGUUGUAGUGUCCGGUUGAGCCAGUUAACACGUGGAGUCACCCAGCAAGCGACUUCCACUUUGCUGGUAAACUUCUGAUCUGAGCUUAGCUUCAGGUUUAAAACUUCCCGAGACGUGGAAUCUGUUUAAACGAUCAUUAUUUUCCACUGAUGUAACAUGGCCACUAGUGUUGUGAAAAGACUGCAAUCUCUCAAGAAGUUAGCCUUUCAGCUGAAGGACGCUUGUCCCGCAGAAGCACGCUACCUUUUAUGGACAUGUCAGGUGAUAGCAGGUACGAAGGUUAAUCCAGAAGGAGUGUGUAGCCAUUGCUUUGAGUGCCUUCUCCCUGGGAACCAUAGAGUGCGACUGAAAUCCAAAAGAAGAAUUACUGAGAAAAUAAAAAAGCUGCUACGACGUGAAGCAGCCAAUUGGAAACUUAACCUCAAACAAGUGCGACAACUGCAGAAAUAUAGAAACUCUAAAAGCACUUUGCUGGUUACGUGCUAUACCUGUAAAGAAACUUCCAAAUUCUAUGGAGCAAAUAGGAUGUGUCUUCCUGCAAGGCCUCGCAUCCCUAGAAGCUUAAGUAAAACGAAAACAGAUAUGAAGACACUUGAAGCAAAAAUGCCUCAGUCCGUGCAGCAAGAAACCCGUUAUUCCCCGCUUACAAAUAAGUCAAGUUCUAAAAGCAAGUGCCCAGCUACAACUCCACGAACAUCGGUUUCUACUUCAUCGGCCUCAUUGAAAUCAGUUAAAGGGAAGAAGCUGCACUGCUCUCGUCUAAAGAUGCUUUUGAAUUGUGAGCAGAAACAGCAGAACAAUAAAGGGACUCUUCGCGAUUUCCUAACUUCAGUGUAAACUGCAAUUUGUGUUUGUACCUCCUUUGUAACAUUUAAUCUGUGUCCACAAACGUCAGAGCAAGAAAAAAAGGGGAAAAAUUAAUUGCAUGUCAAUUUGCGUAAUCGGUUGGGUGCACAACUGUACACUGUAUAUAGCUUUAUGCAAAUUGAAUUUUGCAAUAUUGCUGUAAGUUUCUCUUUGCUUGUAAAUAAAUUGUCAGAAAUGUUACAAUAAAAAGCAUGUUGCAGCUCUGACAGGUAACAAUGCUUCUGCAAUACUAAAGAUUAAACAGAAGCAUGUAUGCAGCAUGGUUGGUAAGCUAAGCUGCCAUCUGUUUUUCUCUGAAACAUACUGCUACCCCAGACGGAUACGCAUCCAUGAGACUUCUCGAUAUUGAAGUUCAAAUGGGAAUAGCUGCAGGUCGUGAACAAAUAGUUGUCAUAAAUCCUUUUACUGUUAACUGUAACCGCGGGUCAGCUUUCUUACUGCUAAAAUUCCUCUGAAAGGAAUGACGACUUUUACAAACUUAACAUUUUAGGCUUCUGUAAUUGUGUAUAGUGUUUGUGGAGUUAGGCUUUUUGCUAGUUGGCCCUGAAAAGGUCUCAGGCAGAGUCUGUGCUUGUAGGUUGGUGAGAUUGGACUGUCUGCCAAGUCAGUGAUAUUGAACUGGGGAUGGUUGGCGUUAUGCUGCAAGGGGUCAGAACAGAUGGACCGGGGGAAUAAAUUCCUGUUUGUAGAAAAAUAGGAAACUUGCUAAUUAAUAGGUAUUGUGUAAUUAUAUUGAUACUGUCUCCAAGGUUAUAUGUAUACAUUAAUGAAAUACUUAAGCAGACAUCUUGGAAGAUGUAAUUUAUUAAAAUAUUGUUGUGUUUCUGUUUAAACAAAACUUUCUAUCAAAGCAAAAAAUUGUCCUGCUGGAAAAUGAAAUAGUUUUAGUCCAGUACCUAGGCCAGAUACAUUGCAAGUUUAUUCAUUCCCUGUUUUACUGUGUCAGUGAGAUCUUUCCAUUUCUUGCAACAGCUGAAGUGAGUUUGUUAUUGUCGGUAAUGAUUCGUGUGAGACUGUAACAUUGACAAUCAAUUUUCCAUCCAAUCCAUGGCUGCGCAACAACCUGGAACAUCCUAUGGAAACUAAGCAGCAGUCAGUUCCUUCAAGCUGGCACACACGAAUGGCCACGUUAAGGAAACAUUAUAGGGCUCAUACAUGUGUACUCAGCAGCAAAAAAAAAUCAUUGAUUACAAUAAUAGUAAUUUUGCCUAAUUACAUUAAUAAUGACUUGAGAACUAUGGGCUGUUUCAUUCAUCUGUACUAAUUUUGAGCCUAGAUUACAGAACUGAAAAUGCAAUGUGCUCCCUAAUUAUUUGUAAAGCUCUUGGAAGUGUCAGAGAUUGGGUAAUAUAUUUACAAAGGUACAAUCUCUUUUGCCUAAUUUGGCUUGGAAAACUGUUAUAACAUGCAAGAAAAACAGAUUUUGCCUUUUUUAUUUUGGUCAAUAUAUCUUGCUGAACAGUAUUAUAGAUUGGACUGCUAUGCUAUCUUUAAGGUGUGAAAUCUUUUUUGUACAUUGCACUGUAAGAUUCACAUUUGUGCAGCAAGGGUCAAUUGUACCCAUGGAAAAGAUGACCAAAUACUUCCAUUCUGUAAUGUACAAAUAUAUAAUGUCUCAAUAAACAAUUAAGAUGUUGCUCCUUUUUAUACAGUAGUGAGUGAGAAAGAGUUUACGUUAUUAGCAAUGCUGUCUUUUCGAUUGGACUUCAAACUGUAAUUUAUCUGUUAAAUGGAAGUAGAUUUAGUUGUAACUUUAAAAAAUAAAUUGCAUGUAAAGGCAAGGGAGGGGGGGGGAAUAUUUGUAGAACUAUGUUAAAAGGGUAGGUAAUUUGGACUACUCAAAAGCCAUUUCAAAAAAUUGGUGCAAAAGCGUAAUGGAAUAAAAGGUCUUUUCUUUAUGAAAAGAUGGGAGUAGAAUGAUUUGAACAUAGUUCUGCCGUUAUCUUUUGAACUCUGUUUUCUCACACAUCACCUCACACAUUAACUAAACAUAGCUCUGGUUUACCCAUCAGGCGAUCUGGCUGUGUGCUGUAUGGGCUGCCAUGUCAUUUCAUCAAAUAAGAAUUCUAGGCCAUCAUAAAAAGAAUAGGCCAUUCAGCCCUUUGAGCCUGCUCAACCAUGGUUGAUCUUGCUGUGAUUUCAACUCCUUUCCUUUCUGUGCGCCCAUAAUUCUUGGAGUGGACUUGGAGGACCAAAGGCUCUGCUCCUGUGCUGUGUUGUGCUUUCUUUUUUUCUUAACUCUUGAUCUUAUUAAACUGGAUCUACCUCUGCCUUGAAUAAAUACAAUGAUACAAUCUCCAUUGCUUUCUUAGGAAUACAAUUCCACAUGCUAACAGUACUGAAAA